GGGCCUUUUUUAAGCAUAAAGCCCAUAUAAUUUUAGAGCCCACAUUGGUAGCACGAAAUAUAAACCCUAGUUUUUUCUCAACCAGUAGUAUUACCAGCAACAACCUUGGUGUAGCAGUCGGGCGUGUUGAAGACCGGAAGCAGCCAUGGGUAUCGAUCUUAAGGCAGGAGGUAAGAACAAAAAAACAAAAAGAACAGCACCAAAAUCCAAUGAUAUCUAUCUCAAGCUUUUGGUCAAGCUUUAUCGGUUCCUUGUUCGGAGAACUGGCAGCAAUUUCAAUGCUGUUAUACUCAAGAGGUUGUUUAUGAGCAAGGUUAACAAACCUCCACUAUCUUUGUCAAGGUUGAUCAAGUAUACCAAUGGGAAGGAAGGUAAAAUUGCUGUCGUGGUGGGGGCUAUAACUGAUGAUGUCCGUGUUAAUGAAGUUCCAGCCAUAAAGGUUACAGCACUCAGGUUUACCGAGAGGGCAAGGGCAAGAAUAGAAAGUGCUGGUGGUGAAUGCUUGACAUUCGAUCAGUUGGCUCUUAGGGCCCCUCUGGGACAAAACACGGUUCUUCUUAGAGGCCCAAAGAAUGCUCGUGAAGCAGUGAAGCACUUUGGUCGUGCUCCUGGUGUCCCACAAAGCCACACCAAACCUUAUGUUAGAGGAAAGUCAAGGAAGAUCGAGAAGGCUAGAGGAAAGAGGAAGAGCAGAGGAUUCAGAGUUUGAUGUGAUAGUAUUUCUUUGCUGGUAUUAUUACUUUUGAAAUUCAGAUUUUGUCUACAUCUAAACAGUGUUGUUAUUUAUGUUUGAUAAUGAUUUUCAGUAUGGAGAUUUUAUUCCUUGCUCCCUUAUUUUCUGUGGUUGUGUUUUGUGUCGCCUUAGUUACAGUUUUGAUGUUAGAGAAUGGGUAGUUGUUAAUUAAGGAUGCA
Molecule: messenger RNA, 912 nt
Organism: Medicago truncatula (barrel medic)
Lineage: Eukaryota; Viridiplantae; Streptophyta; Magnoliopsida; Fabales; Fabaceae
Product: 60S ribosomal protein L18-3
Exons: 5
Coding region: 146-709 (187 amino acids)
Biological process (GO): translation
Cellular component (GO): cytosolic large ribosomal subunit; ribosome
Molecular function (GO): structural constituent of ribosome; RNA binding
Source: RefSeq, a predicted model, not a curated record